Molecule: messenger RNA, 1864 nt
Organism: Myripristis murdjan (pinecone soldierfish)
Lineage: Eukaryota; Metazoa; Chordata; Actinopteri; Holocentriformes; Holocentridae
Product: cysteine-rich and transmembrane domain-containing protein 1-like
Exons: 5
Coding region: 213-659 (148 amino acids)
Cellular component (GO): extracellular exosome
Source: RefSeq, a predicted model, not a curated record
CCUCUGUCAGCUGGCUCCUCGAGCUGAACUAAUCAACCGGCCAAUCAAUCAAUCAGAGGGAAGCGGGGCGAAGUGACAGCAGCCGCUUUGGCUUCCGAGGCGAUCCGUUCCUGUCGAGCUGAAGGAGGCAGCUGACUGCUGAGGAAAUUCUGUUUCUCUUCCAUCCGGACGGAUCCUGAGCUCCUGAUCCUCGUCCGUCUGUCCGUCUCCAGAUGAACCCUGACCAGCCUCCUCCUCCUCCGUAUGGCCUCCCGCCCCCUGCUGCUCCUGUGGGUCCCUCAGCCCCAGGCUUCCCAGGCUUCAGCUCGCAGCCAGCAGCGUUCCCAGCUCAGCCCUACCAGGGUUUCCCCCCUCAGACCUACCAGGCUCAGGGUUUCCCCGGAGCGACGGACCCUGGCUAUCCCUGCUACCAGGGCCCCCCGCCAGGGCCAGGGCCAUACCUGGCCCAGCCGGGGUACCAGGGCUACCAGAGCGGCCCCCCGGGGCCCCAGUAUGGCUGGGACGGGGCAAAAGGAGGCCCGUCCAAAAACACAGUGCUGAUGAUGGACGGCGGCCAGGCGGCGGGGCGUGGCAGGGGCGGAGUCACAGGGAUAGAGGCGUGUCUGGGAGCCUGCUGGGCCGCCCUGUGCUGCUGCUGCCUGUGGGAUAUGCUCACCUGACAGCCCCGCUUGACCCCGGACCCCAUCACCCCCAUCACUCCCACGCCACCCUGACCCCAGCGCCCCCACCUGGAGACGCCAGGACCACAACGCCUCCCGCCUCCUGGCUGAUGUUUCCUCCUGUAGCGGCCUUUAACUCUGUUCAUUUUGCUCUCAUGAUCAGGGUUCCCACGCCUCCUUACACCUGGACAAUGUAUAGACCAGUUUUACAGUCAUGGAAAACACCUGGAAAAUCUGACAAGUGAUUAAAUGUCCUGGGAAUAUUAGGCCUUGUUCAGACUGCCGGCCCAAAUCCAUUUUUUGUCUUGUCCAGUUUGUGUCUGGACUGAUUUUUACAAAAGUUUUUCAAACCAGACCCAAACCUCAUUAAGAAGAGGUUUGAAAUGUGACUCCACUCAGAUUUCUGCAGAUGUGUCUCAGUCCGAACUGUCAAACUGUCCGAUCUGAGGUCUGAACAAGGCCCGGCUGAGUGCCACCAGAUCACCCUCAGAUGUUUUCCUCAGCUCGAGCCGCCGGCGCCCCGUUUCAGUGCCGCGCUCCGCCCCGCUGUCAUCGUGGCAUUCUGCAGUCACACGGGUCAAAAACACGCAGAGCUCACACUUUGAUCAACACGUUUGUACGCUGUUAGCGAGUUAACUUUUCAUUAUACAUAAAUAUUUGCAGCUUCCAGAUGUGUUACCGUGUGAUUUGGAGCAGCAGGCCUUGGAAAAUGGUGGAAGAGAAAGGAGUGGGAACCCUGAUGAUAAAGCCUCCAUCUUUUGGUGUUAACUUCCUGCCACUACACGCUGCUGUGUUUACUAUUGAUUUUUUCGCAACAGCAUGAAAAACAGGGGUUUGGACUUUGACAGAUUUCCAGAUGAGCCAGACCGGUAUGAACCAGUUUCCUGACAGUGUUGAUGCUCUCGUGCCUUCAGCGUCAGAAAAAAAUCAAAUCUGUGGGUCGUCUGGGUUGAAUCUUUACGUGUGGCUCUGCUGAUCAGUUCCGUUAUUGAUACAUAAAUGAUAAAUGUGUUUAUCAGUGUUGCUUAAGAGCUUAGAUUGUAGCUGUAUCCAACCCACAUGUGAUGCCUAAUUUACAUUUAGUGCAGUCCAGUAAACAUCAGUAUUGUUUGUAUGUAUGUAUAAUAAUUAUAUCACUGAUACCGUCUAAAUGUUUGAGACGCUUUUUCACACUGACAAGAAUAAAAGUGUUGCGGAAACUCUGA